Molecule: messenger RNA, 2682 nt
Organism: Peromyscus californicus insignis
Lineage: Eukaryota; Metazoa; Chordata; Mammalia; Rodentia; Cricetidae
Gene: Dnttip2
Product: deoxynucleotidyltransferase terminal interacting protein 2
Exons: 7
Coding region: 111-2390 (759 amino acids)
Biological process (GO): RNA processing
Cellular component (GO): nucleolus
Molecular function (GO): RNA binding
Source: RefSeq, a predicted model, not a curated record
UCCCGAGCCUCGGUUUCCGCAGGGACUCAUAAGCGAGGCCCUUGUCCGACGCACUUCCGGAGCGACGGAACAGAGGAAGCCGCGCUGGCUCCGAGUAAAGAGUCGGGGAAAUGGUGGUCACCAGGUCCGGGCUGUCCCGGACUGCACUCCAGGUCGCGUCAAAAAGCUCCCAGCAGAAGAGUUCUGCCCCUCAAGGAAUUGGGACACAUCUAGAAAGCAAGAAAGAAUCAGGAUCCGAUGACAGAAGUACUACUGAAUCACAGACUGCUGAGAAACAAAGUUCAGUCCUCUCCAGGAAGAGGAAAAGUAGAAAUACAGGCCCUCCGGCAGAGAUAGCUGAACCGGCUACCGAUGCAGAGGCCUCUGAGGCAGAGUCCCAUGCUUCAGGGGUUUCUUCUGUGUUGGAGGUCCAGGAGCCCAUUGUAAGAGUAACUAGGAAGAGGCAGGUUGUAAUUGCACCCACCCCAAAGUCCAGUGUUAGGAAAAGGCAGAAAAUCACCCCUCAACACGAAUCUCUCGAUGAAGGAGUUGUUUCUGACACAGAGUCUCAUGCUUCGGGGGUUUCCAUGAUUGUCCCUUCCACAGAAAGAAGCAGCAGAAGAAAGAAGGGUAAAUCUGAAACAGAGUCAAGCCAAGAAUCACAGGCAGAAGCUAUAUCUGAUGCUGAGUCCUCAUGCUCAGGCAUUUCCUCCUCUGGGGUUACAGCCAGGAGACCAGCCAGGGCUAUGCAGAAGAAAUUACAGGCCCAGGCUGAGAAGAAAGAUACUAAGGUUAUACCAGGAAAUAAAAAGCAAACCAUGGGUACAUCUGUGAAUUCAGAAGACUCGGAUGUUAGACAGACCUCUCAGUUACCAGCAAGACCACUUUCUCAGGUAAAUAGGCUGGAUUUCUCUAAUAAUGACUUCGAUGAUUCCAUCUACAGAAAUUCAGAAAAAAAACUAACAACACAAAACCACCAACAUUUGCAUAUACAAGAAGAAAAACAAGCCAGUGUUGCAUCUCUUACAGAAAUCAGGAAGGAGAACUGUAAGAGCCUGGAUGAAGAGGACACCAAAAUAAUAAACAAAAAAAAAAUGUAUGGGAAAGAUUCCCAGUUGAAUCUUUCUGAAGUUCAAGACACCCACCUUCAGCAGUCUGUUUCUCAGAAUCAUUCAAACACCCCGAAUAGUAAAGCCAUAUCACAGCCUUCAAGUCCACAUGGUGCGACUAUAAUGAAAUCAUUAGAGCACAAGUUUGCAGUUGUGAAAAUAGAAAGUUUGAAUGAAGAGGGAGCAGACAGCCUAAAAACGAGCGACUUGACACAAUUCAGUGAUCACGGGGAUAGUAAUGAAGAGCCCACAAGUGUAGAUGUCGGUGAAAACAACGGCCAAAGUGAUGUGGGUCCUGAAUGUGAUACCAAACUGUCCAAGUCUGAACUCAGCGUGUCUCAGGAUAUAGAUAGUUCUGUUUUACUGUUUCUUAGCAGUGAUGAAAGCCAACAGUCUGAAAACAGCGAGAAUGAAAAGGACACUGUGUGUCCUGUUGAAAACAGUGGCCAGAAGGAGUCGUCAAGUGGAGACUUGGAAGAGUCGGCAUGUGGUAGUGCACUGUUUGUAAUUGAUAGAACUCCUGGAUUGAGUGCUGAUAAAAAUUUUUAUCUGGAAGACAAGGCCUCGAGCGAAGUUGCUAUUGAGGAAGAAGAGGAGGAAGAAGAGGAAGAUAAUGAAGAAGAAUCAUCAGACAGUGAUGAAAAGAAAGACGAGUCUAGUGAUGAGGAAGACUUACUAAAUCACACAAAGUCUAAGCUUCUGAAGUUGACAAGCAGCAGCAUAGACCCUGGACUAAGUAUCAAGCAGUUGGGCGGUUUGUAUAUUAAUUUCAAUGUAGACAAACUGCAGCCUCACAAGAAAACCCUAACACAGAUCAAGGAGAAAAAGAAAACCGAGCUUCUGCAGAAAGCUGUCAUUACACCUGAUUUUGAAAAAAAUUAUUCUGUCCCUCCAUAUAGUGAAUCGAAGCAUCAGGUUCAGAAACAGCGCAGGAAAGAGCGACAAAAAACAGCUGGUAAUGGUUGGUUUGGCAUGAAAGCUCCAGAACUGACAGACGAACUGAAAAAUGACCUCAAAGCAUUGAAGAUGAGAGCAAGCAUGGACCCAAAGAGGUUUUACAAGAAAAAUGACAGAGAUGGUUUCCCUAAGUACUUCCAGGUUGGAACCAUUGUUGAUAAUCCAGCUGACUUCUACCAUUCAAGAAUUCCCAAGAAACAAAGGAAAAAGACUAUUGUGGAAGAGCUGCUGGCUGAUUCUGAGUUCAGGAGAUUUAACCGAAGGAAGUAUUCGGAAAUCAUGGCUGAGAAAGCAGCAAAUGCAGCAGGAAAGAAGUUCCGGAAAAAGAAGAAAUUUCGCAAUUAAAAUCCACAAAGCGCCGGGCGGUGGUGGCGCACACCUUUAAUCCCAGCACUCGGGAGGCAGAGCCAGGCGGAUCUCUGUGAGUUCAAGGCCAGCCUGGUCUCCAAAGCAAGUUCCAGGAAAGGCGCAAAGCUACACAGAGAAACCCUGUCUCGAAAAACCAAAAAAAAAAACAAAAAUCCACAAAGCAAACCCAGCAUUUUAUAGAUCUCCUUUAUUUGCUGGUCAUCACAUAAUUUAUAUAAAUAAUAUAUAUAUUUAGUGAUUUGUUUGUUAAUAAAGCUGACAAAAUCAA